This is a messenger RNA of Schistocerca cancellata (South American locust), 8907 nucleotides long. It is a transcript of the gene kcc, whose product is annotated as solute carrier family 12 member 4. The record is from RefSeq and is a predicted model, not a curated record. Bases 1 to 3297 code for a protein of 1098 amino acids. NCBI's taxonomy places the organism in Eukaryota, Metazoa, Arthropoda, Insecta, Orthoptera, Acrididae. Gene Ontology annotation, biological process: potassium ion import across plasma membrane; potassium ion homeostasis; chloride ion homeostasis. Gene Ontology annotation, molecular function: potassium:chloride symporter activity. Gene Ontology annotation, cellular component: membrane. The transcript has 20 exons.
AUGAGCAAGAACGUGCGCUUUUUGGUGGAAAGUUUCAGUAUGGGCUACUCAAAUUUAAGUAAUUGUGAUGAUGGUACUACGGAGAGAGGCUUCCACGGCGAUGGCACCGACGACCAGCCAUUUGUCUCGGACCGCGAGAAGAUGUCCGGAUACGAAACCAACCUCUACCUCUACUCCGAGGAGAUGGAGGACCGGCCGCGAGUGUCGACGCUCAUCUCCUCGUUGGCCAACUACAGCAACACCAUCCCCGCCGCCACCGACCCCGACGCCAAGCCUGCGCCGUCCGCGCGCAUGGGCACCCUCAUCGGAGUCUACCUGCCCUGCAUACAGAACAUAUUCGGCGUCAUCCUCUUCAUCCGUCUCACCUGGGUCGUCGGCACCGCCGGCGCCUUUAUGGGGUUCCUCAUCGUGCUCACCUGCUGCUGCGUCACAAUGCUGACAGCCAUCUCGAUGAGCGCCAUAGCGACCAAUGGUGUGGUGCCAGCGGGAGGCAGCUACUUCAUGAUCUCACGCUCACUCGGCCCAGAGUUCGGCGGUGCGGUUGGCAUGCUCUUCUACACAGGCACCACGCUUGCCGCAGCCAUGUACAUCGUCGGUGCAGUCGAGAUUGUCCUCACAUACAUGGCUCCAAGUGCAUCCAUAUUUGGCGACUUCACCAAAGAUGCGAGCAUCAUGUACAACAACUUCAGGGUGUACGGCACUGGUCUGCUGAUUAUAAUGGGCACCAUCGUUUUCAUCGGUGUAAAGUUUGUCAAUAAGUUCGCCACCGUGGCACUUGCCUGUGUGCUACUCUCCAUCCUCGCCGUAUAUGUAGGCAUCUUUGUGAACUUUAAUGGGAAUGAACUGUUGCCCAUGUGUGUACUUGGAAAACGGUUACUAAAGGAUAUUGAUAUACAGGAUUGUAACAAGACUGUAAAUGGCCCCCUGUACAAUAUUUUCUGUACAAAUUCAUCAACUGGUGAAGUUACUUGUGAUCCUUACUUUGAAGAGAACAAUGUAAGCAAAGUUCAAGGCAUCAAGGGGCUAGCCAGUGGAGUCUUCCUAGACAACAUUCACAACAGUUUCUUAGAGGAAGGGCAGUUCAUUGCAAAAUCUAAAGAUCCUGAUGAGAUCGAGAGACUCGACAGACCAUCAUACAAUCAGGUUUAUGCUGAUUUAACAACUUCAUUUACUAUUUUAAUUGGUAUCUUCUUCCCAUCGGUGACAGGCAUAAUGGCUGGAUCAAACCGUUCUGGUGACCUAGCAGAUGCACAGAAAUCAAUUCCAGUGGGCACCAUAUGCGCCAUACUCACCACGUCUACAGUGUACCUCUCAGCAGUACUGCUGUUUGCUGGAACUGUUGACAACCUGCUCCUUAGAGACAAGUUUGGGCAAAGUAUUGGAGGAAAACUUGUAGUGGCAAAUAUUGCCUGGCCUAAUCAGUGGGUUAUCUUAAUUGGAUCAUUUCUGUCAACUCUGGGAGCUGGUUUGCAGAGCCUUACAGGUGCACCCAGAUUGCUUCAGGCAAUCGCAAAAGAUGGAAUCAUCCCUUUCCUAGCACCUUUUGCUGUGUCAUCUAGUCGUGGUGAACCUACACGAGCACUAGUUCUGACGGUGCUCAUCUGCCAGUGUGGUAUUUUAUUGGGAAAUGUUGAUUAUCUUGCACCUCUGCUCUCUAUGUUUUUCCUAAUGUGCUAUGGAUUUGUCAACCUUGCUUGUGCGCUACAAACACUUCUUCGCACACCUAACUGGAGACCGAGGUUUAAGUACUAUCACUGGUCUCUGUCAUUUCUUGGACUGUCACUCUGCAUAGCAGUCAUGUUUAUGACAAGCUGGUAUUAUGCACUAGUGGCAAUGGGAAUGGCUGGAUGCAUAUACAAGUACAUUGAGUACAGAGGAGCGGAGAAAGAGUGGGGUGAUGGAAUUCGUGGUCUAGCACUGUCAGCAGCACGUUACAGUCUCCUACGGCUUGAAGAAGGGCCACCUCAUACUAAGAACUGGCGACCACAAAUUCUUAUCCUGUCUAAGCUCACUGAAGACCUCGUUCCAAAAUAUCGAAAAUUAUUUGCAUUUGCAGCACAACUCAAAGCAGGAAAAGGGUUAACAAUAUGUGUAUCUGUAAUUGGAGGAGAUUUCACAAGAAACAGUGGGGAGGCAAUGGCAGCAAAGCAGAGCUUACGUCGCACAAUGGAUGAAGAGAAGGUGAAAGGAUUUGUUGAUGUUCUUGUGUCUCGCAAUAUCACCGAUGGUCUGAGCCAUUUAAUUCAAACUACAGGUCUUGGUGGUAUGAAGCCAAACACAGUCAUCCUUGGUUGGCCAUAUGGUUGGCGACAGUCCGAAGAUGACAAAACGUGGCAUGUAUUCUUGCAGACAGUCCGUAAUGUGGCUGCUGCUCGCAUGGCAUUAUUGGUACCAAAGGGAAUCAAUUUCUUUCCAGAUUCAAGUGAGAAGGUUGUUGGAAACAUUGAUAUAUGGUGGAUUGUGCAUGACGGUGGCCUUCUGAUGCUACUACCGUUCCUUCUUAAACAACACCGCACCUGGAAAAACUGCAAAAUGCGCAUCUUCACAGUGGCACAAAUGGAAGACAAUUCAAUUCAAAUGAAGAAAGAUCUUAAGAUGUUUUUAUAUCAUCUUAGGAUAGAAGCUGAGGUGGAAGUUGUCGAAAUGGUGGACAGUGAUAUAUCGGCCUACACUUAUGAACGAACAUUAAUGAUGGAGCAACGUAACCAGAUGUUGAGGGAAUUGCGGCUCAACAAAAAGGAAAGCCUAGGCGUUGUUCAGGCCAUUGUCGAUCAUCACCACAAUGUUGAUGUGAAGACUGCUACAAAAGUUCGAUUUCAAGAGCCUGGCAAGGAGGGAGCUGAAAAGAAAGCUGAAGAGACAACUGAGGAAGAGUCAUCUAAAAAGCAAAAUGAAGAUUGCUCUAAUACGAAAGAAAAUGAUGGUGACAAUAAUUCUACACACUCAGAAUCCCAAAAGCCUCAACAGCAGGAAAAGCCACAAGAAAAUAAGUCCCCAGAAAAUUCAACAGAUGUCAGCAAUAAGCAGGAAUCAGAAAAGGGCAAGAAGGUCCAAAACAUAACACCUGAUGAAGGCAAUGUACGGAGGAUGCAUACAGCAGUUAAAUUGAAUGAAGUAAUCGUCAACAGGUCUCAUGAUGCACAGCUCGUUAUCCUGAAUCUUCCAGGUCCACCAAGGGACACAAAAAUAGAAAAAGAAUCAAACUAUAUGGAAUUCUUAGAAGUCCUAACAGAAGGUCUUGAAAGAGUUCUGAUGGUGCGUGGUGGUGGAAGAGAGGUCAUAACAAUCUACUCGUGAAGGGCACAUGGCAGCAGUAGCAACACCUGUCAGACUUUAACACCAACAUAUUUACUUGAACACAAUCACAGGUACAACAAGUGUAAGCUGAUAUUUCUGAAACCAUUCAGAUCAAGAAGGAAAGAAGAUAGAAGAAAAAAAUGUUUUGCAUAUCAUUUAAUGCUGGUUAUACCCCAGAGUGAUUUAAAAUGUAUUUCACUCCAUUACUUCUCUUAGUCUUAAGUUUACAUCUACCAAAGAAGUUUUGUCUUUUGCUAGAGUUUAAAUACGAAGUUGUUCAACACAGUUUCACGUAAACCUUAACUGUAUUGGGUUCCUUUAGGUCUGUGUUGCAAUGGCAUUGAAUCAGUACCAUUAGAGUUAGAAGAUCUCUUGUAACGUGAUAAGUAUUCACACUGUUAUCAAAAUCCCAGAUAAUUACUGUUGGAGAAGGGGAGCACAAUUAAAUAUGAGCUGCACUGCUGCUCCAAAUUUAAACAUUAGGUACCUGAAAGAUAAGGAUCAAUGACCAGCGAACAGAUCACAUAGUUUUUGCUAUCAUUUUAUUAUAUCACAGAUCCCUUCAUCUUCAUGAUUAAUUGAUAUUACUGAGAGACAGAGAUGAGACUCCCCUUAUCCAGUCACUAACAGUAAGGGCAGUUGAAAACACAAUUUUUAAGCUUUAUCUUAAUUAUGCCUUAUGUUAAUUACUCUUGUUAAAGUUUCUCAUUUACACAUCAGAGUGGGACUGACAUAAAGCAAGAAAAAUAACUGAAAUUGAAGAGGCAUUACCAGCCAAAGAAAGUUAUCUAUUUGCUUGUGUUGUAGCAUUUCUACAUACCAGUAACAAUAUCAGGAAAAACAUAUUUUUACCUGUACAUUUUCCAGGGAAAAAAGUUCACAUUUAUUGUAGUACCUGUACACUGUCAAAUUAUGUCAUAGUCUCACCUUCCCAACAAUUUUAUGUCUUGUGCACAAGCAAAAAAGAAAAUACGUCACAGGUCUGUUCUUCACAUAGCUCUUUCAUAAACAGAAUGCUUAUGCCAUAUGUCAGUCAAGGGAAACUUAAUUCUGUUACGUUCCUUAGAAAAUCAGCUAACAUGUAAUAUGUUGUCCUGCCAAGUGCUGUUUCAGGUAAAUAUGUGUAUACUAUGAUCUCCUUUAAUAUUAGCUCAUCGUCUGAAUAACUUCCAUCUCUUCAUCACAUACAACAAAGCAACUCGCUGUUUUCUACAUCAUGUAAAUUUCUCAUAUAAUCAUCUUUAUAUACUUAUAUAACAUUUUCAUUCAUUAAGGGAUUAGAGGUAUGCUGUCAUCUGACAUCACAAAAUUAGAUUCCAACAUUUUGCAGCAGCAUCGUUAAAGGUGAAUUGCUGAAACAUAUAAUUCUUGUUAUGACAAGGAGUUAUAUUUGCAGUAAACACAUAUUUUUGCAUAACUAUACACUAUUAGUACUUACAUAAAAGGUACUCUUAUGACAACAACGUGUUUCACAUUUGUUUUCAAAAUGUGAACAUCUAAUGACACUUAAAAGUGUUUUACUGGCAGUUGCAUCUGUGUGGUGUAAGUGAUUGUGGUGUAAGACGUUGAACCAAUACCACAACCAACAAAAAUUUUUUGCUGUUCCGUGCUCAACAAUUGUGAAAAUGUCAGGUACUGUGUUAAAAAGGCGGAAAUGUUUGCUCACAAUUUCAGAGGAAGAUUCUGUCUUUGUGGAUUGUUUAAUAAUAAAGUAGGUGAAGGAUAAUACUAUGUAAAGUAGAAUCUGUGGCCAGUGGUAAAAGAUUCAGAUAAUUGUUUAGUCCAUAUUCAUGUAAUUACUUAUUACGAAUUCGGCUGGUUCAUCACUUAGGAAAACCUUACUAGAUUUUUUUUCCAUUUGUUACCAAAGAUGUUUUAAAUAGUUGCAGCAUUACAAAGUAUCAGGCAUAAUUUAAAGUUGUGACUCAUGUACCAACAUGUUUAUAUAAUUUUUUUUUAAUUGAGUAAUUUUAUGUUCUAAUAUGUUUAAGGAGUUUGUCAGUUGAAGAUGGUAGUUCCUACAUAACAUGACACACUCAUUCCAGCAAUAGUGAUUAUUAAUCAGCAAUGAAAAAGCUAAGUCCUGUUGAAUUUCUCAACAGACAUGUUUCCCAGUUUAAGAUUCAAUGAAAUACUUUCAUUAAAAUCUUUAAAAUAUCAUGCUAGUGGAGUAUUGUAAUUAUUUUCCUUGUGUGAACUUUGAAAAAUGCUGGGAGUUUGUUAAAAAUCUUGCUGCCAAAUCUGAAAUGGAGUUUCUAAAGACAGUAGUAAGACUACAAAAUUCAGUAUCCUAAUUUUCAAGGAUUUGUGAUUUUUAUGUCAAAAGGAAGGUAUAUACAGAAUGGGCAAACUAAAUGUAGAAAGUAGUAGUUUUGAGUAUAGCAAGACUGCUACACUUUUAAGGUACUACUGAUUUGGAAUUAUACCUGUUAUAUAAGAAAUAGCUUGAAAUACUGAGAGAGCCUAGAAGAGAGAAAAAAAAAAGUAAAAUUAUUACACUGCACCUCGAUUCAGAAUAUACCGAGAUCAGUUGUAACGAUUUUUUAUUAGAGGGUUUUUUUUGGCAAGAUGUUUUCUUGAUGAAUAGCUGUACAGAAUUUUCAUAAAUGCACAUGAUCUUUCUGUUACAGAUUUUCUUACAAUUUCAAUAUGCCCUAUCAAUUCAUCUUUGAAAUAAGAUAAUAGAAGAAAACUUUGUGUUUGGUAUUACUGAACUACUAUGCAAUAUCUAUGUACUUUGUCAGCUACUUAGGCUUUUUUUCUCUUCUUCUUCUUCUUCUUCCUCUUCUUCUUCUUCCCAAUCUCACUUCCUCCUGUCUUCAUCCCCAAAUAGUGUUCAAAUUGAAAUCAAAACCCAUACACGAAACAUUUGUGUUUUCAUACUACAAGGACAAGAUAUGCAAAUAAAAUUUGUAUCGAUCUAUGAAACUCUCUCAUGAAGUGCUGAUGAAUUUUUUUGUUUUAACAGUCAGCAUUCUAAUUCUGAAUUCGCAGCAAGCUCAAGACACAUCUGACUCGUUCUCCUGUUUUGGUAAUAAGAAGUUUGCUUGUUUUAUUGAUAUGUUAUAAUUUAAAUAGCUUUUUGAAUUUUUUGAUAUAAAUUUUUAUUAUGUUUUCUUUAACUGCCACAAAAAUGUGUUUGCACCAGCAUUAAUAGAGCAUUUCAUUAGAGCAAUGAUAGAUGUAAUGUUAAUUUGGAUUAAAAUUAGACUUCCACGAAGUGUAGAAUAGUAACUACCAGCAGAAAUAAUUACCUUUCUUUCUCUCAGAAGCAUGAUUAUGAUUUCACUUGUCCCAUAGUGUUUCGUCCUUAAGCAUUCAAGAAAAUAAUCUAUUAAAACUAGUGCCCAUGUCUUGUAUCCAUUUAAUCUUAUUUAAAAAGCCUCUCAGGGCCUUACUAUUGCUGUCAUAUUUCUGUAGCACAGUACCAACCAUGAAACUUCUUAACGAAGAGAUUUCUGUAAAGUUCUUUACAAAAAUGGAGAAAAGUGUAAACAAUUUACAGCAGUUACAAGAAACAGAAAUAAAUCACUUUUCAACCAAAAUUUAAACAAUUUACAGCAGUUGCAAGAAACAGAAAUAAAUCACUUUGUGGUCAAAAGUUAUUUUAAAUGGGGCUAAAUACAAAGAAGUGGGUAUAAUUCCUGGAAUUCUUGUUCUAAUACAACUCUAACAUUGUCACUAUUUACAUUUCAGUUUUUAAGUCGGGUGGAUUUGAAAUUUUUUUCCCCUUCUCAUCGUCAGUUCACUCCAUCUCUGAUACUGGCACAAGAUUGUUAGUGAUUAAAUUGCGGUGAUACCAAGAAUUUUCUGCCUUAACUUGCCUUACACUAUUUUAAAAAAAAUUCUGCAUUAUAAGCAGCACAUAUGUAGGCUAUAGACAGAUUGUUGACUUCUAAAUGCAGCAGCUCUUCACAGUUGGCCUCAUACUAUGUAUGUAUUUGUUUUUGGAGACUGUUGAUAUUAGGUACUAAAAGUUACUCGUUAUGAAUUGUAGUGGCAUGUUUUCCUAGUAAACAGUGUGCCUUUGUAUAAGAGAAAUCAGUAAAGAUUUUUUUUAAAGCUUAACCUGAAUUCUCAAAGUAUCAGUGUGCACCUCCAAUAAAAGUUACAAAAAUAACAGUUAUGAUAAAUGGUGUAUGCAUGAAGAAACUGGACAGUUUAAAUUUUAUGAAUGACUAUGUUCACAUUUAACUUUUGUGUCAGAAGAUCACACUUGAUUUUAAACAUAUGUAUUUCAAGCACACUCAUUUAUUAAUUUGUAUUGCAUUUUUCCAAUAUUUCACCACAUCCACUUAAAUGUGUAUAAUGAAAUGCUUUCUUAAAAAAGGGUCACCUUUCUAGUGUUCUAUUUUAUUUUGUAUUUUUGUGUUUUGUAUAUUCAAAUAGUUUACACUGGACUGUGUCCAACUCUCAAUGCUCCAUGAUUCUGAUAUUUAAUUUAUAGAGCACACUGUGUAACAAUUUGUGAACUGUAAGAAUAAACAAUAUUAUUUUUGUAGCAGAUUGUGAUAUAAUUUUCUAACAGUUCAAAUGUUGUUUAGAAUUUCAUUGAAUAUUAAUGGGUGACAGAUUGCUGAACAUCACAUCCAUUAGUUUAAAGAAUGAGUGUGAGUGUGGUACAAGAAUUUAAAUAUUUAAGUAAGAUUCUUGUCUAUUUUUGUAAUAACUUCAUGUUUAUACUUUUCUAGUGCAGCACUACUGCAAAGAUAUAACAAUUAUAGUAUUACUGUAGCCAGUAUCUGACUAUGAGGGAUAGAUAAGUGUAUCCUUUUCAUAAAAUUGCUGAAACCAUGACAAAUAGAAGUGUCUAUUAACAAUUUAAUUAAGAAAUAACUUACCAGCAAAAUAAGAAACAGUAGUAAAUAUCAAUUAAGACAGCUGUGACACACUGAUAAUUUCAUUUGGUAGUUUAAAAAAAUUCUUAACACAGGGAUUGUGUGACCAUGUUUCUGAAUGUCACUUACUUAAACAGCCUAAAUCAGAAUUGCUCUUUAAAAAAAUAUUAACUCAUUAGAGUUUUUUCCCCCCUUAUGCAGUCAAAUUUCUUUCUCUGAAAUAGGACUGUUCACUUUCAUAAGCCCAAUUGGUUAUUUGCAACAAUCUUGUAUCGAUUUGUGUGAUAUUGGUUCAUGGCUUCAGCUGUUUUAUGAAAAGUGCUGAUUUUUGUUACCUUCAUAUUAUCAGUUCUUGUUUUUCUGUACCUCGACUUUUAGUGGCCAUCUAUUAUUGAAAUAGACACAUUGUAAAAUAUUUCAAUUUUUUUAAGAAAUUUCUUAUCUAUGAAACAGAGUUUUUAUCAUUUGUGUAAAAAUACAUUAUGAGAACUGUUUCUAUAAGUGUUGAUGAUAAAAAUAAAUUGUUAGCUAUUUCCUAUAUUUGCCUGUUACAUUUGUGAUAAAUUUUUUGAUUGUGAAGUAUUUUUGAGGAUACCUUUAACAGUAUGUGUAUAUUUGGAACAGUGAUUUUCUGAUGACACACACUGUCUGUACAAUUGUAUUAUGUAACAGCACACCUCAUAUAUUGAUUUGUCCAUAAUAUUUUAGAGGUUACUGUUGCACAAAAUAUUUUGAGAGCCAGCUCUAUUGUGAUAAAACUGUCUGAUAUGAA